This is a messenger RNA of Cydia fagiglandana, 968 nucleotides long. RefSeq names its product lipase member H-B-like. NCBI's taxonomy places the organism in Eukaryota, Metazoa, Arthropoda, Insecta, Lepidoptera, Tortricidae. The transcript has 4 exons. The coding region runs from base 1 to 909 and encodes 302 amino acids. The record is from RefSeq and is a predicted model, not a curated record. Gene Ontology annotation, molecular function: lipase activity. Gene Ontology annotation, biological process: lipid catabolic process.
AUGGACGCCUCAUGCUUUGACCGAUGCAGUCCACAUGGCCAGAAACUUCUCCUGUCAGUUUUCUGGGAUUCGCCAGUAAUGUUGUUUUGGGAGUUACUGGACGACCAUCAGACUGUCAAUGCCGAAGCCUACGUGAAUCAACUACAGAAGUUGGCGAACGCUGUUAAAGAAAAAAGGCCAAAACGUCUCGAAGUAUCAUUACUUCAUGAUAAUGCAAGACCACAUACGGCGAAAAUGUCCUGUAAAUUUCUAGACGAGCUCGCGUUUAUAUCAAGCUACCGUGAGCUGACAGUGAUUUUAGUGGACUAUGCUUUAGUUGCUUCUAUGGAUUAUGCAACAGCAAUGAACGCAGUACCAUUUGUUGCUGACGAUAUCAUCGCUUUGAUAAUCCAACUGGAGGCUGCCAACAAGAUUGAUCGUAGCCUGGUUCAUAUUGUGGGCUUUGAUAUUGGAGCACACAUUGCUGGACUUGUUAGCAGAGAUUCGCGUGCUCGAGUUCAGAGAAUAACUGGUUUAUCUCCCGCCGGGGAAAAUUGGGAUUCCUUUUCCCGUCGUUUACGAGCCACCGACGCUAAUUACGUCGAGGUCAUCCACACCGAUUACACAGGCUCGAGGGCUUUUGGCAUUAGCGAGACAAUUGGUACAGUGGAUAUAUUCGCUAACACUGGCACAAGUCAACCAGGCUGUUCGAACAACCAGUGCAACCACGACCGGGCCUGGCAGCUGUUUGGGGCGACACUGGACAUGGGUGGCCAUUUGGUGGGUCUUCGAUGUGAUUCUCUUACGGACAUGACCAGAAAUCGAUGUGUCGGUGCUCCCGCUGUUUCCUUGGGUACCAAUGAUUUAUUUAAACUGGGAACUGGAAUUUACCGGGUCAAUACGGGCAGAGCGUACCCGUACAACUCCUGAGAAGUUUCGAGAUUUAUUAACAUUGUUCCAAAUUGUUAUAAUAAAUGUUAAGUGCCCAA